Molecule: messenger RNA, 2256 nt
Organism: Lolium rigidum
Lineage: Eukaryota; Viridiplantae; Streptophyta; Magnoliopsida; Poales; Poaceae
Product: L-type lectin-domain containing receptor kinase SIT2-like
Exons: 1
Coding region: 78-2090 (670 amino acids)
Biological process (GO): protein phosphorylation
Cellular component (GO): plasma membrane
Molecular function (GO): protein kinase activity; ATP binding; carbohydrate binding
Source: RefSeq, a predicted model, not a curated record
UGGAUGCUUGAUGUUGCACAGCAACAAUAAUUGUCCUCUGUCGAGAGCUGAAACACAAUACGUACAUUGUUUCGACCAUGUCUCCGGCGUCGUCCAUGGCUCUCCAUGGCCACGUCGUCGUGCUCUCCCUCCUUGCGCAUUGCAUCGUAGUACCUUCUUCGGCCGCCGUCGAUUUCAUCUACAAUGGGUUCCAGCACGCCGCUGACCUGAGCCUAGACGGAUCGGCGUCGGUCUUGCGUGGCGGCGCGCUUCAGCUUACAAACGACAGCACCAACCUCAUGGGCCACGCCUUCUUCGCCCCGCCGGUGCCGAUGCUCGUGAACAAGGCCGUCGUCUCCUUCAGCACGGCCUUUGUUUUCGACAUCGUGACCGUGGGCAGAGGCGGCGGACAUGGACUGGCCUUCGUGGUCGCUGCUUCCAAGGUGCUCCCUGAGGCAAGCGCCGAGCAGUACCUCGGCCUCCUCGGCAAGGGGAAUCUGGGCAACUCCUCGAACCACGUCUUUGCCGUCGAAUUCGACACGGUGCAGGCGAGCGGGCUCCUAAACGAGACCAACGGCAACCACGUCGGCGUCGACUUGAACAGCCUCGUGUCAUCCUUGUCGGAGCCGGCCGGGUACUUCACCGACGACGGCGGCAGGAACGUCUCGGUGCCGCUCGAGAGCGCGCAGCCGAUCCAGGCGUGGGUUGAGUACGACGGCCGCGCCAGGGUCCUCAACGUGACCAUCGCUCCCGCGUCCGUACCUACGCGGCCACACCGACCGCUCAUAUCGCACGCCAUUGACCUCACGACGAUCUUUAAGCAAGACAUGUACGUCGGCUUCUCGGCGGCGACCGGGAAGCUGGCAAGCUCGCAUUACAUUCUCGCUUGGAGCUUCCGUACCGACGGAGUUGCACAAUCCAUCGAUCUCUCCCGGCUGCCGAAAGUCCCGAAGACGCCGGCUCCUCCACCUUCCAUGUCCACCGUCAUCAUGAUCGUCGCUCUGUCUUGCGCCGCCACGCUGGUCAUGGUCGUCGUGGCGAUCGGUGCCGCGCUCUGGCUACGGCGAAGGGCAGCGCUCGCCGAGACGCUGGAGGAGUGGGAGCUGGACCACCCACACAGGUUCCCGUACAAGGAGCUGUACAGGGCGACAAAGGGGUUCAAGGACAGUGAGCUCCUGGGCGCCGGUGGCUUCGGCCAGGUGUACAGAGGCGUGCUCCGCCGCUCCGGUGACACGGUGGCCAUCAAGAGGAUCUCAAGCAACGGGUCGCAGGGGAUGCGCGAGUUCGUGGCCGAGAUCGCGAGCCUCGGGCGCAUGCGUCACCGGAACCUAGUGGAGCUGCGCGGGUGGUGCAAGCGCGGGCAAGACCUGCUUCUGGUCUACGACUUCAUGCCCAACGGCAGCCUCGACGCGCACCUAUUCGGCGCCGGCGUAUCCCCGUCGCCAGCCAUGCUCUCCUGGGAGCAGCGCGUGAGGAUCCUCAGGGGCGUCGCGUCGGGGCUGGUGUACCUUCACGAGGGGUGGGAGCAGGUGGUGGUGCACCGCGACGUGAAGGCCAGCAACGUGCUGCUGGGCGCGGACAUGAGCGCGCGGCUGGGCGACUUCGGCCUUGCGCGCCUCUACGAGCACGGCGCCGACCCUGCCACGACACGCGUCGUCGGGACGCUGGGCUACAUGGCGCCGGAGCUCACCGUGACGGGCAAGGCCACCACGGCCAGCGACGUGUUCGCCUUCGGUGGCCUGCUUCUAGAGGCGGUGAGCGGGCGCCGGCCCAUCGACCCGGCCACCGGCGUGAACCUGGUGCGCUGGGUGCGAGACCACGGCGUCAAGGGCGACCUGGUGCGCGCCGUGGACGAGAGGCUCGACGGAUGGUAUGACAAGGAGGAGGCGAGGCUGGUGCUGUGGCUGGGUCUCGUUUGCAGCCAGUGGCAACCGGGGGCACGGCCUAGCAUGAGGCAGGUCUGCCAGUACCUCGAUGGCGAGGAGGAGAUGCAGGAUGAUGCCGUGCUCCUCAUAUCCGACGUCGACUCCAUCGACUUCGGCUCCUUGAAGUCCCUGACAUGGUCGUCCUGCGCGACUAUGUCUGCCGGCUCGCUGCGCGGUGGUCGAUGAAUAUGGUUGUUUCUGCGGGCUUCCACCAAAUUCACGCGAAACUGAGUUUUUUCGCUCCUCGAUCAGGCGUUUAUGUGUUAAUUUGCAGCCGCUAUGGAUCUGCUUAAUCGCCCAAUAUUGCCUGAAUGGAUCCACUCGUGCAUUUGAUGGUUAAGAUUCAACUAAU